Molecule: messenger RNA, 153 nt
Organism: Phalaenopsis equestris
Lineage: Eukaryota; Viridiplantae; Streptophyta; Magnoliopsida; Asparagales; Orchidaceae
Product: transcription factor PRE6-like
Exons: 1
Biological process (GO): regulation of growth; regulation of DNA-templated transcription
Molecular function (GO): protein dimerization activity
Source: RefSeq, a predicted model, not a curated record
GCAACUGCAGCUAAGGUAUUGCAGGAGACAUGUAGCUAUAUAAGGAGCUUACACCGUGAGGUUGACGACCUUAGCGAGAGGCUGUCGGAGCUGUUAGAGACUACUGAUAACAAUAGUGCUCAAGCUGCCAUUAUAAGGAGCUUGCUUAUGUGA